Molecule: messenger RNA, 2320 nt
Organism: Artibeus jamaicensis (Jamaican fruit-eating bat)
Lineage: Eukaryota; Metazoa; Chordata; Mammalia; Chiroptera; Phyllostomidae
Gene: SGSH
Product: N-sulfoglucosamine sulfohydrolase
Exons: 8
Coding region: 32-1549 (505 amino acids)
Biological process (GO): glycosaminoglycan catabolic process; heparan sulfate proteoglycan catabolic process
Molecular function (GO): N-sulfoglucosamine sulfohydrolase activity
Source: RefSeq, a predicted model, not a curated record
ACCGCGGGCAGGCGGGGCCAGAGCCGUCGCCAUGGGCUGCCUGGGGCCCGUCUGCUGGGCGCUGCUGCUAGCCUUGGGGCUCUGCCGCGCACACCGGGCGCGCCCCCGGAACGUGCUGUUGAUCCUCGCGGACGACGCAGGCUUUGAGAGCGGCGUCUACAACAACAGCGCCAUCGCCACCCCGCACCUGGACGCCCUGGCCCGCCGCAGCCUGGUCUUCCGCAAUGCCUUCACCUCCGUCAGCAGCUGCUCUCCCAGCCGCGCCAGCCUCCUCACCGGCCUGCCCCAGCAUCAGAACGGGAUGUACGGCCUGCACCAGGACAUCCACCACUUCAAUGCCUUUGACGGGGUGCGGAGCCUGCCGCUGCUGCUCCGAGGAGCUGCCGUCCGCACAGGCAUCAUCGGGAAGAAGCACGUGGGGCCAGAGGCCGUGUUCCCGUUCGACUUUGCGCACACCGAAGAGAACGACUCUGUUCUCCAGGUGGGGCGGAACAUCACUAGGAUCAAGCUGCUGGUCCGGAAAUUCCUGCAGACUGGGGACGACAGGCCCUUCUUCCUGUACGUGGCCUUCCACGACCCCCAUCGCUGCGGGCACUCCCAGCCGCAGUACGGGGCCUUCUGUGAGAAGUUCGGCAACGGGGAGAGUGGCAUGGGGCGGAUCCCGGACUGGACCCCACAGGUCUACGCCCCUGAGGAUGUGCAGGUGCCUUACUUCGUCCCGGACACCCCUGCAGCCCGGGCCGACCUGGCUGCUCAGUACACCACCAUCGGCCGGAUGGACCAGGGGGUCGGACUGGUGCUCCAAGAGCUGCGGGGAGCCGGCGUCCUGAACAACACGCUGGUGAUCUUCACGUCCGACAACGGGAUCCCCUUCCCCAGCGGCAGGACCAACCUGUACUGGCCAGGCUCUGCAGAGCCCUUGCUGGUGUCUUCCCCGGAACACCCUAAGCGCUGGGGCCAAGUCAGCGAGGCCUACGUGAGCCUCCUAGACCUCACGCCCACCGUCCUGGACUGGUUCUCCAUCCCCUACCCGAGUUACGCCAUCUUUGGCUCGAAGACCGUCCAGCUCACUGGCCAGUCCCUUCUGCCGGCCCUGGAGGCCGAGCCGCCCUGGACCACGGUCUUCGGCAGCCAGAGCCUCCACGAGGUCACCAUGGCCUACCCCAUGCGCUCCGUGCAGCGCGGGGCCCUCCGCCUCGUGCACAACCUCCACUUCAGGAUGCCCUUCCCGAUCGACCAGGACCUCUACGUCUCGCCCACCUUCCAGGACCUGCUCAACCGCAGCCAGGCCGGCCGGCCCACCGGCUGGUACAAGGACCUGCACCACUACUACUACCGGGAGCGCUGGGAGCUCUACGACCGCAUCCGGGACCCCCGUGAGACCCAGAACCUGGCCGCCGAGCCGCGUUACGCCCAGGUGCUGGAACUGCUCCGCAGCCAGCUGGCCAAGUGGCAGUGGGAGACGCACGACCCCUGGGUGUGCGCCCCAGACGGGGUGCUGGAGGAGAAGCUCUCCCCGCAGUGCCGGCCGCUGCACAACGGGCUGUGAGGCGGGGCCCGCGCCCUCCUUCCCCAGACCCGGUCCUCACGCCCCCUCCAGGCCUGAGAGCAGCCAGCCUCGGGCGCCGGGACCACGGGCUGCCCCAUCUGAGGGCCCCUGGCUGCAGCCCCCCAUCUGCGGUGAGGGACAUUGCCGUCCUUGUGUCUGGGCCGUGUGCCAGCACGGGAGUUCCAGGAGGACCUAGGCCGGGGGUUCCCCAACCCAGACAGGUGAGGGUGGUCCAGGCACAGGGUCUUGUUCUCUGGGUGGGGACCCAGGACUUGAGACCCUCCCCAUUCUCUGGGAACCACAGCUCUCCCUGUGCUGCAUGGGCACCGGGUGGGUCCACUCUACACGGGAACGCAGCAUCUGGACUUGCUCGACCUCUGGUCUCGAAAUCUGGGAACGGCCCUUGGUCAGGCUCCCAGCCCUUGGGCCGGACCCCACCUGGCCAGCCAUUCCUGACAGGCUCCUGACCGAGGGCUUUGAUCCUUUGAUCCUGUGGUCGUCUGUCCUUUUAAAUGUCCAAAGACACUCCCGUCCUUGAGCUGGUUCCUUCUGUGUGGGGAGCCGCGGUCUGGCUCAGACUGGGGUCUCCAGACCUGCUCUGCCACCGCCCACCAAGGGGCAGAGCUCUGCCCGGGGAAUCCCUUCUCCCUCUCGGGAGCCCUUGUGGCCCUUCCCACCCCAUCAGCUGCCCCCCUGGGGGCGUGGAAAGAGAGCGACAGCCACGAUACUGUAAAAGCUCAUUUUGUAAAAUACACCGAAGUCCAUUCCUGA